Tarenaya hassleriana is the source of this 2204-nucleotide messenger RNA. Its product is annotated as sucrose nonfermenting 4-like protein. The coding region runs from base 389 to 1861 and encodes 490 amino acids. NCBI's taxonomy places the organism in Eukaryota, Viridiplantae, Streptophyta, Magnoliopsida, Brassicales, Cleomaceae. The transcript is spliced from 14 exons. The record is from RefSeq and is a predicted model, not a curated record.
CUGCUUUUUAUUGUUUAGGGUUUGAUAUUUAGAUUCCGCAUACGUCUCGGUCUCGGUUUCAGCACCUGCGAUGAAUCUCUUGUUUUAAAAAAUAAUUUUUCCUUUUUUUUUUUCUACUUUGCACAUUUUUCUCUUACUACCCAUCUUCUCUUCUCCUCCGUUUUCUGGGCUCUUUUUUUUUUUGUCCGAUUCUCGUCUCGUCUUUCCUGCGAAGCUCGAAAAUUUGGAGAUUUCCAAAUUCUUUGUUCCAAUUCGUGGAUUUCCUUGGCCUCUACUCAUUCUGUUCAAAAAUCACAAGAGGGCACUCAAAGAAGAAUAACAUGAGAAACAACUUUUAUAUUUGAAGGUUGGUUCAUCUAGCAGCUGAUCGGAGGCAAUUCCUCGCUGAAUGUUUGGUCCAAAUAUGGAUUCUAUGCGUGAAGCUGGUGGUGAUGCCACUAGCUCAGUGGUGAUACCUGUGCCAUUCAUCUGGCGUCAUGGUGGAAGAAACGUAUACCUGACUGGUUCAUUCACUAGGUGGUCUGAGCUUGUUCCCAUGUCUCAGGUUGAAGGGUGUCCCACUGUGUUUCAGGUUAUAUGCAACCUAGCGCCUGGGUAUCAUCAGUAUAAGUUUUUCGUUGAUGGAGAAUGGAAACAUGACGAACACCUGCCUUGUACAAACAGUGAAUAUGGAAUAGUAAACACUGUCCUCGCUUCCGGGCCUAGUUACGCAAUGCAUCCACAAAUGCCUUCUGGAUCCAAUAUGGAUGUGGACCCAAAGGCCUUCCGUGAGAUGGUUAAUGUUGCUGAGGUUCCGCCUAUUCAUAUGAUGACAGGAGUAUCAGAGGAGGAUUUGCGCGUUUCCCGCCACCGAAUAUCCGAGUACUUGUCUAGGCAUACUGUUUAUGAGCUACUUCCAGAGUCAGGAAAGGUUGUGGCAUUGGAUGUUAAUUUACCGGUAAAACAGGCAUUUCACAUUCUGCAUGGACAGGGUAUUUCUACAGCUCCUCUUUGGGAUUUCAGCAAGGGGAACUUUGUUGGAGUUCUUAGUGCACUGGAUUUUAUUUUGAUUCUUAGAGAGCUUGGGAACCAUGGUGCAAACUUGACCGAAGAGGAACUUGAGACUCACACCAUAUCUGCCUGGAAAGAAGGAAAAGCCUAUCUGAACAGGCAGGCUGAUGGGCAUGCUAGGCCAGUCACGAGAAACCUCAUUUAUGUAAAACCAUAUGAUAUUUUGAAGGAUUUGGUAUCGAAAAUUUUGCAAAAUGGGGUGGCAACAGUACCGGUUCUUUACUCGUCUUCAGAGGAUGGUUCAUUUCCUCAGCUAUUACAUCUCGCUACACUUUCGGGAGUACUCAAAUGUAUAUGCAGGUACUUCCGACAUUGUUCUAGUUCUUUGCCCAUAUUACAGCUACCAAUUUGUGCUUUACCUGUGGGGACAUGGGUUCCAAAGAUUGGAGAAGCUAAUGGACGGCCACUAGCAAUGUUGAGACCGAAUGCUUCUCUAAGUCAAGCACUAAAUUUACUUAUUCAAGCUCAAGUAAGCGCUGUUCCUAUUGUUGAUGACAAUGACUCUUUAUUGGAUAUCUAUUGUCGGAGUGAUAUAACAGCCUUGGCAAAGGACAAAGUUUAUGCAAAUAUUAAUCUUGGAGAAACCACCAUUCAACGGGCUUUGCAGUUGGGGCAAGAUUCUUACUAUCCGUAUGAGAUGAGAACUCAAAGGUGCCAAAUGUGUUUACGGACCGACUCAUUGCAUAAAGUGAUGGAACGAUUGGCAAAUCCAGGUGUAAGAAGGCUUGUGGUCGUGGAGGCAGGCAGUAAGCGUGUGGAAGGGAUCAUAUCUCUCAGUGACAUCUUCAGGUUUUUUCUUGGUUUUGCUUGAAGAGGCCUCUCAUCAUGCAUUGCCCUUUUAUGUUUCUUGAAGAGCCCUCCCUUAGUCCCUCUUUCCAGAAUGACCCCACUUGUUCCAGUUUAUUCAAAAUCAACCCCAUAAUUUGAUUGGAGGCUGUUCUGGUCAUUUUAAGAAGGUUAGUAUUUUUAGAGGGUUGUGGGGGAUACAGGAAGCAUGUAAGCUAAAAAACAAAGAGGGCAAAAUUUCACUCUUUAGAUUCUUCUUCUUCUUCUUCGUCUUCUGUAGAGUGUAAGCUGUAACAGUUCAUUACUCUCUGCUUGGAAAUUUGGGUUAAAAAAAAAAAGAAAAGAAAAUUUGGAGGGUUGUUUUAUCA